This is a messenger RNA of Sclerotinia sclerotiorum 1980 UF-70, 2706 nucleotides long. RefSeq lists its product as hypothetical. Gene Ontology annotation, molecular function: structural molecule activity. Gene Ontology annotation, biological process: protein secretion; intra-Golgi vesicle-mediated transport; endoplasmic reticulum to Golgi vesicle-mediated transport. Bases 1 to 2706 code for a protein of 901 amino acids. Gene Ontology annotation, cellular component: Golgi membrane; COPI vesicle coat; endoplasmic reticulum. The record is from RefSeq and is a predicted model, not a curated record. NCBI's taxonomy places the organism in Eukaryota, Fungi, Ascomycota, Leotiomycetes, Helotiales, Sclerotiniaceae. The transcript is spliced from 6 exons.
AUGAGUUACAGUAAAAAAGAUGAAGAUGGCGACAUGGCCAUCAUGCGUGUAGAUAGAACUUCUGUCUUUCAAGAAGCUCGAUUGUUUAACUCUUCCCCUAUACAACCUCGAAGAUGUCGUGUUCUCCUUACGAAGAUUGCGCUUUUAUUAUACACCGGCGAGAAAUUUCCUACGAACGAAGCCACUACCCUUUUCUUUGGUAUUUCGAAGCUGUUCCAAAAUAAAGAUGCCAGCCUGCGGCAGAUGGUUCACCUCAUCAUUAAGGAAUUGGCGCAUUCCGCGGAGGAUAUUAUUAUGGUCACAAGUACAAUAAUGAAAGAUACUGGUGGUGGGACAGAUGCAAUUUACAGACCCAAUGCUAUUCGGGCUUUGUGCCGUAUCAUUGAUGCCUCCACAGUCCAAAGCAUUGAACGAGUAAUGAAGACCGCAAUUGUCGACAAGAACCCUUCCGUAUCUUCUGCUGCCCUGAUAUCCUCUUACCACCUUUUGCCUAUAGCCCGCGAUGUGGUUCGGAGAUGGCAGAGCGAAACACAAGAAGCUGCAACGGCGACAAAAUCCUCGGGUGGCUUCUCCUUAGGUUUCUCAACUUCUAGUAGCCAAAUGCCGGUAAACAACUCAACAAUGACACAAUAUCAUGCGAUAGGACUUUUAUAUCAAAUGAGGAUGCACGACAGGAUGGCAUUAGUUAAGAUGGUUCAGCAAUUUGGGGCAGCAGGUGCUGUAAAGAGUCCAGCCGCGACUGUCAUGCUCGUCCGAUUGGCAGCGCAGCUGGCAGAAGAGGAUCAACAACUUCGGAAACCAAUGAUGCAACUCUUGGAUGGCUGGCUCCGACACAAGAGCGAGAUGGUUAACUUCGAGGCCGCCAAAGCCAUUUGCGACAUGCGAGACGUUACAGAUGCUGAAGUCACCCAAGCAAUUCAUGUUUUGCAACUUUUCCUUACCUCACCAAGAGCUGUCACCAAAUUUGCUGCAAUUCGCAUACUUCACAACUUUGCCUCUUUCAAGCCUCAAGCUGUCCACCCUUGCAAUCCAGACAUUGAACUCCUUAUCUCGAACUCCAACAGAUCAAUUGCUACCUUUGCCAUUACCACACUUUUGAAGACGGGCAACGAAGCCAGUGUGGACCGAUUGAUGAAGCAAAUCUCAGGAUUUAUGGCAGAUAUUACCGACGAGUUCAAGAUUACAAUUGUGGAAGCCAUCCGUACUCUCUGCCUUAAGUUCCCCAACAAACAAGCUGGCAUGUUAGCAUUCCUCAGUGGUAUACUACGCGACGAGGGAGGAUACGAGUUCAAGCGCGCCGUAGUGGAAAGCAUGUUUGAUUUGAUUAAGUUUGUUCCGGAGUCGAAGGAAGACGCUUUGGCACACCUUUGCGAAUUCAUUGAAGAUUGUGAAUUCACCAAGCUAGCUGUCCGCAUCCUUCAUCUCCUAGGGUUGGAAGGUCCAAAAACAUCUCAACCUACCAAGUACAUACGAUAUAUCUACAACAGAGUAGUCCUUGAAAAUGCUAUUGUACGGGCUGCGGCAGUCACAGCGUUAGCCAAAUUUGGCGUUGGGCAGAAAGAUCCAGAAGUCAAGCGCAGUGUUACCGUUCUCCUCACCAGAUGCUUGGAUGAUGUCGAUGAUGAAGUUCGUGACCGUGCUGCGUUGAACUUGAGAUUGAUGUCAGAGUCCGAUGAUACAGCAGAUCGUUUUAUCAAGAAUGAAAACACCUUUGCUUUACCAUACCUUGAACAUCAGCUUGUUAUGUACGUCACAGCUGAUGAUAAAUCAACAUUUGAUAAUCCUUUCGAUAUUGCAUCAGUUCCAAUUGUUACCAAGGAGCAAGCAGACGCUGAGGAGCGAACCAAGAAGCUCACGACCGUAACACCAACAAUCAAGGCUCCCAAAUCUGGCCCCACCAAAGCUUCACCAUCUGGUGCCGAAGCUGUUGCUUCUGCUUCUGCAACAGCCCAAAAGUAUGCCCAGGAAUUACUCAAGAUUCCAGAGUUCAAGCCAUAUGGUGCUGUAUUGAAAUCUUCUCUUGUCGUCGAAUUGACUGAAUCGGAGACCGAGUAUGUCGUUACCGUCGUCAAGCAUAUUUUCAAGGAGCAUAUUGUUCUUCAAUACGAGGUUAAGAAUACUUUACCGGAUACCGUUCUUGAAGAGGUAUCGGUGGUCGCUACUCCAACUGAUGAAGAGGAGCUCGAGGAAGAUUUCAUUAUCCCGGCCACUAAGCUUGUAACCGAUGAGCCAGGUACCAUUUAUGUAUCUUUCAAGAAGACUAGUGGCGAGGCCGCUUUCCCUUCAAGCAGCUUCACGAACGUCCUGAAAUUUACCACGAAAGAAAUCGAUCCAACAACUGGCGAGCCUGAAGAAACCGGUUAUGAUGAUGAGUAUCAGGUUGAGGAUCUUGAACUUACUGGUAGCGACUAUGUUGUCCCUGCUUUUGCCGGUAACUUCAAUCACAUCUGGGAGCAAGUGGGUGCUUCCGGCGAGGAAGCUGAAGAGACACUUCAAUUAAGUGGUGUGAAGAGUAUAGCAGAUGCUACUGAACAACUUACUAAAACACUCUCACUACAACCGCUCGAUGGCACGGAUGUGCCGAUUAACACGACUACUCACACUUUGAAGUUAUUUGUAAGUCAGGAGUCACAAGUAAAAUUGUGGUUCGUGGUGAAGAAGAAGGGAUUGCAGCUUUGGUUAUUGGGUCUGUUGCUUAGGGGUUAG